This is a messenger RNA of Vollenhovia emeryi, 2585 nucleotides long. Its product is annotated as baculoviral IAP repeat-containing protein 7-B-like. The coding region runs from base 437 to 1570 and encodes 377 amino acids. Gene Ontology annotation, molecular function: cysteine-type endopeptidase inhibitor activity involved in apoptotic process; ubiquitin protein ligase activity. The record is from RefSeq and is a predicted model, not a curated record. Gene Ontology annotation, cellular component: cytoplasm; nucleus. The transcript is spliced from 3 exons. Gene Ontology annotation, biological process: negative regulation of apoptotic process; regulation of cell cycle; positive regulation of protein ubiquitination. Lineage: Eukaryota; Metazoa; Arthropoda; Insecta; Hymenoptera; Formicidae.
UUGCUUGUCGGCUUCCUAUAGUAUGGUCCGCGCCGAGUGUUGCCUUAUCGGUUGUGGGGCGCUAUAGUACGAGUUGUUGCUUUGUGCCGCGGCACUCACGGGAUACUCGGGGUCUGUGUCGCGAGCUACGCGCCAGUUGCGUGACGUACGAGCGUAUACGUGCGGUGCCGUUCGCGUCCGUAGCCGUGUUUGCCAUCCGUGUCGCGGUCCCACCGCGGGCGACGUAUGCCGCUCGGUGUUAUCGGCGACGCAACGUACGCGACCUGCCCGCAAAACGGAGCGGCGUAAUCGAGGGACGAGAGCGAGGCGGCCGACCGUGGGAACAAAGCCGCGGCGGAAGGGCGAAGCGAUCGAACGUCGGCGGCUCACACGGCGAUCCGGUCGUCCGAGUCGACUCGGGUUCAUAGAAGCACAUCCCCACACACAUAUUACAAGAAUGACUGGUGUGAUCGAACACUAUCCUACGCUUCCACCGAAUCGUUUGUCAUCAAGCUCACCAUUAAAUCCUAUAUUUAUUGAGGAAUCCGAUGAAAUCGAUAACGGCGAUGAUUAUCGAUUUGAAGUUGCCCGUUUAGCGACCUUCAAGAACUGGCCAUGUUCGUGGGUAAAGCCAGAGGCACUCGCGGCCGCCGGGUUUUAUUACACUGGCGAAAGCGACAAGGUGACGUGUUUUGAGUGUAACAUAGAGAUAUGCGAAUGGCAAGCGGACGACAAUCCGAUGGUGGAUCAUCAACGGUGGUCCGGAAGGUGUAGGUUUAUUCGGAAUAUUCCGUGCGGCAACGUGCCGAUCGGCGCGGAUCCUAGCACGAUUCCGGAACCGGCGCCUAAAGGAAUGGACGUAUGUGGGCCUUACGGCCGUGCGAUAUACAUGCCUUAUUCUGGCCCAGACCACGAAGGGACAGAAGAAGAAAAAGUGAACUAUAAAUCGAUAGGGAUUGCCUCGAGACCGAAGCAUCCCGCGUAUGCCAGUUAUGCUACCAGAUUAGCUUCCUUCGACAGAUGGCCUAUAGCAAUGUCGCAAACUAAAGAGUCGCUGGCAACCGCUGGUUUCUUCUACACAGGAAGUGGUGAUCAAACGUUGUGCUAUCACUGCGGCGGAGGAUUGAGGGAUUGGGAGCCGCAAGAUGACCCCUGGAUAGAGCACGCCAAGUGGUUCGAAUACUGUCCUUAUCUGGUUUUAACUAAAGGGACGGAAUUUGUGAGCAACAUCACUGGGAGAAAGUAUAUCGCGACAGAAAACUCAGUUACUCAGUUGGAUGAGAAAGUUGGGAAAGAUACCGAGAGUAUUGCUAGCGGAAGCUCUCAAAACUCAACGACAUCUGAAGAAGCUAAUACUACAGAAGAAAGUGCUGAAUCAGGUGAGGCCAGAAGCGAAGAACAAUCUAUCGAAGGUGAAAAACCGUACUAUAAGGACGCAAGAUUAUGCAAAAUAUGCUACAAUAGAGAGGUACGGAUCGUGUUUAUGCCGUGCGGACAUUUAUUGGCGUGCGCGGAGUGUGCGAAAAAUAUGAGAAUAUGCGGCGUAUGUCGUAAGCCUGUUGAACGUACUGUACAAGUGUACCUCCCAUAGUGUCCUUAUCCGUGUGAUACAUCUGCAAAUUUUGCCCCCAAACUUUCUACUUCGUCAUUAUAAAGACUGAUAUUUGGACGCAAAACUGAAUGACAUGACUCGUGUAGCACACCGAUCAGCAGGUACAAACUAUGCAAUGUUAAAGCUCUCGUUAAUGAAACACCUAGCUUCACGGUUGUCAUGGUCUCAAUAGAACGGAUAUUCUGUUGUAAUACUAAGAAAUCGUGAAUGUAAUUUGUAAUCGUUGUACAAGUAAUAGAUGUUCCUAUAUUCAAAUAUAUAUAUGUAUAUGGCUAUGUAACCGAUAUUGCAAAAAUUGUUAGUGUGUGAAACACAUAUGGCAUAUCACAAAUUUUCAUAUUUGAACUAUUAAAUGGCGCAAAUAUAGGAAGUCGUUAAAAUCAGAACAGAUAGAUUGUACCUGCAACGGAAUGUUGCUAUUUGAAUGUUUUUGAGUUUAUAUUGUUGUUCACAAACGCGAUAUUUGCUGAAAAGAAUGCGCUGAGACGGUGAGAUAUGAACAAAGCGACCAUUGUAGGAGUACAAAUAGCAACACAACGCACGGAGUCUAGUCAUUUUUAGUUUAUAAUUUCGUAUGUAGAAUUCGACAUACGUGUCUAAGGUAAAGAAACGAAAGGCCCCUUUACAUAAACCGUCUAGCUGGGAGAAGGUCGAUAAAGUCCAGAUCGUGAUUCUUGACGCGCAAAUAUUUGUAUCAAUAUACAUAUUGUUUCUAAAAUUAUCGUCGGACGUUUCGAUCCGUAUUGAAUCUUCCUCAAUGACAAAGUGAGGAGCAAUAUAUUUUAAUGCAAAUAUUUUCGUAUCGAAUAUUUGUGGACUGACUUUAUUAUCCUUUCUAUAAACUAUAUAAUAAUAAAGAAUUUCAAUUUGCCAGUCUUUUCCUCAUUUUCGUAACCUGUUAGGCAUUCUUUGUUGUACUUUAUACAUAUUAAUGUACUGCAAAUUAUUAAACGCAUUAUUGUCUGUAAGUGUAAGAUAUUGUAACCUUAACAAA